Molecule: messenger RNA, 253 nt
Organism: Racocetra persica
Lineage: Eukaryota; Fungi; Glomeromycota; Glomeromycetes; Diversisporales; Gigasporaceae
Source: the annotation of a GenBank genome assembly
GAUUUGCACUUGCAUGGGGUUUAGUUUUCAGUGGUGGAUCACCUCAAUUGCAAGAUGUUAAAAAAGAAGAUACUUAUAGACCUUUGAGAUGGUUGUGGAAUAUUUCGGCACCCCGGUGGACUGUUGAAGCAUUAUACCUUAAAGAAUUGACUCCUAGAAUGUGGCAUGAAAUUAAAAAGGAGGAAUUAAGGUUUACUUAUAGCUUUGAUGAUUAUUCUACAUGUUUGAAUUAUAUUUUCCGUAUUGCACUUGG